GUACCAGGUAAAAAGAAAGGUCCUCUCAGCUGGAAACAACGAUAUGAUAUAAUUUUAGGAACAGCAAGGAGAUUAGCUUAUCUACACGAGGAAUUUCAUAUUUGUAUCAUACAUAGAGACAUAAAAACUAACAACAUCCUCCUAGAUGAUGACAUGCAACCUAGAAUUGCCGAUUUUGGAUUGGCAAGGUUUUUAUCAGAGGGCAAAUCUCAUCUCAACGCAAAUUUUGCAGGAACAUUUUUUGGAAAUUAUAAGUGGUAGAAAAAGUGAAGAAUUAAGAGUUGAUGGUGAUGCAGAGGGCGAAUUCCUCCUUCAGAAGGCGUGGAAACUAUAUGAGAGAGGCAUGCACUUAGAGUCGGUGGAUAGUGCCUUAGACUCUAACGAGUAUGAUGCAGAAGAAGUGAAGAAAAUCAUAGAAAUUGGUUUGCUCUGCACUCAAGCGUCUCCUACAAUAAGGCCAACAAUGUCUGAAGUUGUUGUUUUGUUGCAAAACAAGGGCUUAUUAGAGAACAUAAGACCAACUAUGCCUAUCUUGAUUGAAACUAACUAAAAGCGCAUGGAGAAACCUCUACCACUUUCUCUUCCUCUACGUCCAACGCCUUGAGUUCUAUACCGUCAGCAUAG
Molecule: messenger RNA, 624 nt
Organism: Neltuma alba
Lineage: Eukaryota; Viridiplantae; Streptophyta; Magnoliopsida; Fabales; Fabaceae
Product: cold-responsive protein kinase 1-like
Exons: 3
Coding region: 146-550 (134 amino acids)
Source: RefSeq, a predicted model, not a curated record